GUGUAGAGUCAGCACACAAGGAGCAGGCAGUUUGUAUGGUGACAAAUUGUUUUACACAACUGAAGGUCUUUUUGUGAAAUCAUCAUGAUUACUCAGAAUACGUUCGUUUUAGUGCUCCUGAGUCUGGCUGGGUGUGCAGGAACUUCUGUAACCAGUGACAAAUUUUAUUACGAUUACAACUCUCUUCGCAUUGGGGGACUGGUCUUUGCUGGAUGUAUGCUGGCGAUUGGAGUGGGCGUGUUCCUCUCCGAUUUCAAAUUUUUUAAAUCCAGAAAAUUAGCACCAGCAACUCUACAACAGAAUAUAACACAUUAGGACAUGAAAUAAAGCCAAAGAAAGAAGAGACAACACUUGAUAAACUACUGUCCAUUGUUGUCAACAUCAGAGCGAGAACUCCAGUAAUGGCGCCGAGCAAUAAAUAUAGUAGUGAUAUGGCAUAAAGUGCCACUGUGGUGAGAAGUGUCGACACUACACACCAAGAAGGAGCAUGAGAACAUUCUUCUGUUGCUAAGUAAUCCCCAGUAUAAAAUACGGAAUCUAAAGCCUCACUUUGGACUUGUAAAUUUCUCCAUUCUAAAGUGUUCACUAUUCUAUUUCCCUUACAGUUCUUUCCUAAAUACAUGUUAUAAGGCAGCAGCACCUAACAACAGGCUUAUUAAAUCUUGAAAGGACAUUAAAGGGACAUAAUACUCAUAUGCUAAAUCACUUGAAACUGAUGCAGCAUAGCUGUAAAAA
Messenger RNA from Bombina bombina (fire-bellied toad), 735 nucleotides. Its product is annotated as FXYD domain-containing ion transport regulator 6-like. Gene Ontology annotation, cellular component: membrane. Gene Ontology annotation, molecular function: ion channel regulator activity. The coding region runs from base 85 to 315 and encodes 76 amino acids. Gene Ontology annotation, biological process: regulation of monoatomic ion transport. The transcript is spliced from 6 exons. The record is from RefSeq and is a predicted model, not a curated record. Lineage: Eukaryota; Metazoa; Chordata; Amphibia; Anura; Bombinatoridae.